Spirodela intermedia is the source of this 189-nucleotide messenger RNA. NCBI's taxonomy places the organism in Eukaryota, Viridiplantae, Streptophyta, Magnoliopsida, Alismatales, Araceae. The record is from the annotation of a GenBank genome assembly.
AUGGCGUAUUCCGGGGCCACGUACCCGAAGGUCCCCGCCACGCCGGUGGUGGCGUGCGUCUCCGAGCUCCCCAGCAGCCUCGCCAGCCCGAAAUCCGAGAGGUACGCGUUGAGUUCCUUGUCCAGUAGGAUGUUGCUGGGCUUCACGUCCCUGUGGAGGAUCCUCGGGGAGCAGUCGUCAUGGAGGUAG